This is a messenger RNA of Cercospora beticola, 851 nucleotides long. RefSeq lists its product as uncharacterized. The record is from RefSeq and is a predicted model, not a curated record. Lineage: Eukaryota; Fungi; Ascomycota; Dothideomycetes; Mycosphaerellales; Mycosphaerellaceae.
GAACAGAAGAUGUCAUGCCCUCAUCCGCUGUUGCUGACCAAGACAGAUCGACAGCAACGCCAAUGUCCGUUAGCCUUUGUUCUCUCUGACUCCCACGCAGUCGUCGCGAUGUAACAUGCACAGCGCGGAUCAGUAAUCUGACCGCGACUCGACAAGUACCCGGAGACAUGUCCGCCAUCACGCUGCGCCCGCCAACCUUCUCACCCGCCAAUCCUCCAGCCGACUUCAAGAAUCCUUCAAUAGCAUGGCUCACCGAGACCUGGCACGUCACGCACUCUAGUCUCCCCAUGUGGAAGAGCAAGAAGAAUGUGCGCAUUCAAUACACGCCCUUAGACCCAUCGUCGCCAUCUAUCGCGAAAGAGAACACGGACAGAAUCGACGACGUGGUCACCUCGCAGCCGCUCCACGGCGUCAAGGUCUCUACGAUACGGGGCGUCGAUACAGUAGCAGGAACUGGCGACAGUAGAGGCGAAUGGAACUGGCGCGGCAAAGGCUGGCUCAUGAUCGCCAGCAGCCAUUGGGAGGUUCUAGGUUGGGGAGAAGAGCAGAACAACAAUGGCAACAAGUGGGCAGUAACGUGCUUCGCGAAGACGCUUUUCACGCCUGCGGGCAUUGAUGUUUACUCGCAAGGCCGUGGAGGCGUUCUGCCAGAGACUCUUGAAGAGAUCAAGACUGCGUUGGCACAAGUGGAUGAUGCGGACAUUAAGAAGAUGGCCAAAGACAUAUUCGCAAUCGUGAUUGACGAUUCACGGAAGGAUUAAAAUCAACAGGACGGCAAACAGGGCCAUAUAGAAUGCAAUAUUCGGUGUAAAUAAUACAUUAAUCCUGCUCGUCAUGAGCUCGCAGAACUC